AUGUAUUCAUUGAUAGAUGACCUGCUGACAUUUUGUUUGCACAUUUGUUUUGGGUGAAAUUUCCACUGGAAAAAAUCAAAUAUUCCCUCUGUAAAAUUGAACAUUUAAUUCAUAUUUAUUAAUAAUAGAUUCUACACAUUAUAAUAUGAAGCCAAGCGGAGGUGGCGAUGAAUAUGAGGAGCCUGAGCAUAUGCGGAAGCUUUUUAUAGGAGGCCUUGACUAUCACACCAAUGAUGCGUCAUUGAAAGAAUUUUAUGAGCAAUGGGGGGAAAUUGUGGAUGUAGUAGUUAUGAAGGAUCCGCAGACCAAAAGGUCUAGGGGGUUUGGAUUUAUUACAUAUUCCCGUGCACACAUGGUUGAUGAUGCUCAAAAUAAUAGACCUCACAAAAUUGAUGGAAGGGUGGUUGAACCGAAGAGGGCUGUGCCCAGAGAGGAGAUAAACCGGCCUGAUGCCAGCGCUACAGUGAAGAAACUGUUUGUUGGAGGCCUCAAACAGGAUGUUGAAGAAGAUGAUCUGAAGGAGUAUUUCAGCUCUUACGGGAACAUUGUGUCUGUAACCUUAGUGACUGAGAAGGAGACUGGAAAAAAGAGAGGCUUUGGUUUUGUAGAGUUUGAUGACUAUGAUCCUGUGGAUAGGAUAUGCUUGCAACAGAACCACAAGGUGAGAGGGAACCGUUUGGAUGUGAAGAAGGCUAUAUCGAAGAACGAGAUCUCGGGAGGCGGCGGCGGGAGGCGCGGGGGCGGGCGCGGCGGCGGCGGGUGGGGCAACCGGCAGAGCAACCAGGACUGGGGAAAUGACGGCGGGUACAAUUCUGGAUAUGGUCAAGGUGGUUGGAGCAAUCACAACCCUUGGGACAAUGCGGGAGGCUCCUGGGGGAACCAGGGCUACGGAGACCAGAGUGGAUGGGGACAGUCUUCAAACAACUUUGGGGGAAGCUACCAACAAGGGUACAGCGGAGGUCCUAUGCGGGGAAAUUAUAACGCUUCAAGGGCCCAGCCUUAUAAUGCAGGGGGCGGUGGUGGGGGAGGGUACUCCAGCAACAACGCCGGCGGCGGCUACAACAUGGGCAACGCCACGGCCGGGGGCAACCAGCGCAGAUUCUAGUCCGCAUCCACUCUUGUCUCAAGUCGCUUAGUUGAAGCUAGGCAGGCAGGCGUAGUGUAGGCCACGACACUAGCUAGUGAGGGGCGAGCGGACUUAGUGAAGCGACCACAUUUCAUAGUCAUUUAACUAUUUUUUUCUCCUUCGAGUGAGGUUUGUUCACAACAUAUAAGGUACUGUUUAGGCACUAGAUUCCUUUCAUGUAAGUUUUAGUCAUUUAGCACCGAACACAGUUUUUACAUUUGAAGUAUCACAAUGUAUGCACAAUUUGUGUCGGUCAGGCUCUUAUUAUGAGGAACUUUUAUAGUCACAAUAUUCUAUUGUAAAAGCUGUGGCGAUAGCAAUUUGCGUUUCUAGUCUAUAAGAGGAUAUAUUCAAUAAUUCUAUAAGUAUUGUUUAAUUUACUUCAUUAUGUUAAUAAAUUUUAUCUAAUUCGUCCAUUUUGCUAAUGUUAGCUAUGACAUUCCAAAAAGCAUACUAAAUAUCUAUGCGAAGGUCGUUUUAGUUAUUUAAGAUAACGACUUAUUAAAGCAAUCAAAUAUAAAGUAUAUCAGUGUGAAAUUUUUUAUAACUCUCGGUGUUAGAUAUAGGAUACAAUUUAACAAUAUAAAGGUUUGUUCGUUAUACAAAAAAAUAAAUAUAGAAAUUGUUAUAUUUUUGUUUGACAUACAUGUUUCUUUCAUAUUAACGGUUCUAUUUUAAGAUUUGUAAGUUAAUGGAAUUAUUUGUGUUCUUUGUUAUAAUAUGCUCUAGAAGAAGCAUAAUUCAUUUCGACAUUAUAAUGUGUGAAGUUUUAAAUAUUUUGUUUAUUAUUGAGUGCCUAAAAUUAAAUACUAUACUGUUUUCCAUGGACUCUUCUAUACGUGGACGAGCCGCUGGUGGAAAAGGCCAUGGUAAGUGACUUUGCCUGAAUAAAACAUAUUCCACAACAA
This is a messenger RNA of Amyelois transitella, 2034 nucleotides long. RefSeq names its product heterogeneous nuclear ribonucleoprotein A1, A2/B1 homolog. The transcript has 7 exons. Lineage: Eukaryota; Metazoa; Arthropoda; Insecta; Lepidoptera; Pyralidae. Gene Ontology annotation, molecular function: RNA binding. The record is from RefSeq and is a predicted model, not a curated record. Bases 146 to 1105 code for a protein of 319 amino acids.